Molecule: messenger RNA, 1140 nt
Organism: Ipomoea nil (Japanese morning glory)
Lineage: Eukaryota; Viridiplantae; Streptophyta; Magnoliopsida; Solanales; Convolvulaceae
Exons: 1
Coding region: 1-1140 (379 amino acids)
Source: RefSeq, a predicted model, not a curated record
AUGAAACAUCAUCUCGCCGGAACAAAGAAAAAUGUCAAGCCUUGUGACAAUGUAUCAACAGAAGUGAAACAAAAAUUUGUUGAUAUAUUAAACAAAGUUCAAGCCUCCAAGAAUUUAGCACAGAUGGAGUUUGAGCAACGUGUGGACGUUGGCUCAUACUUUGGAAGCGGGAGGGAAGUUGAAGGUGAUGAUGGAAACAAUGUGGUUUCCGGUGUUUCUGGUUCUGGUUCUAUCUCUACUAGAGGUAUCCGGGGACCGAUGGAUAGAUUCAUGAUGAAAGAAAGUUCUAGUGGGGACCAACCAACCACAAUUACACCCCAGAAUGCAAAAGAACUUCGUAACCAAGUUUGUUUAGACAUCGGGAGGUUUUUUUAUGAGAAUGCAAUACCUUUUAAUGUGGCAAGGAGUCCUUCAUUUGUCAACAUGCUUCGGUCGGUUGGCGCAUAUGGUUGGGGAUUUAAGCCUCCAAGCAUGUACAACCUUAGGACUUGGAUAUUAAAGGAAGAGUUGACAACAACAACAAAAAUUGUUGAUGACAUUAAGAGCACCUGGCCACUUACCGGAGUUUCAAUCAUGUCUGACGGUUGGCAAGAUAUUAGAUAUAGGAGUCUAAUUAAUUUCCUUGUCAAUAAUCCUAGUGGUACAGUUUUUUUGAAAUGUGUUGAUGCAUCCGAGCAUGUGAAAGAUGCUAAAUUGUUGUUUCGGUUGCUUGAUGAAGUUGUUGAGGAAGUUGGAGAAGAGCUUGUGGUUCAAGUGAUAACGGAUAAUGCAAGCAACUACCGGGCAGCGGGACAGAUGCUUAUGGAGAAAAGGAAGCAUUUGUAUUGGACUCCAUGUGUUGCACAUUGCCUUGAUUUAAUGCUAGAAAAAAUUGGAGAGCUACCACAAGACAAAAAUGCUUUGAUCAAGGCAAAGAAAGUGAGCAACUACAUUCAUAAUCAUUCUUGGGUUUUGAGCUUGAUGAGGCAAUUCACUAACCGAGAGCUUAUAAGGCCAGCAGCUACUAGAUUUGCCACUGCAUACUUGACAUUACAAAGUAUUUAUCAAGUGAGGCAACCAUUGGAGGCUAUGUUCACUUCUGAAAAGUGGACAAAUAGUAAUUACACAACAAAGCUGAUGGGAAGGAAAUUAGAAGAAUAA